Molecule: messenger RNA, 3704 nt
Organism: Marchantia polymorpha subsp. ruderalis
Lineage: Eukaryota; Viridiplantae; Streptophyta; Marchantiopsida; Marchantiales; Marchantiaceae
Source: the annotation of a GenBank genome assembly
AAUGAUUGAGUGACUUGCAAGAUUGACUCGACAAAUGCACGAUGCUCGAAAUACUUGCUUCCUUUUGUCACCGGACGUCCUUUUACUCAGGAGUAUAUAAAAUAGCGUCCAGUCUCAUAUGAAAAACGCCUUUCCUUUAGCUGCUCAAAUCGUGUCGUGCACAUGUGAAACUUCACAAAUAUUUCACGUCCAUGCAAGCCACCAAAAGCUGAGGGGACCGCAGACAGCCGAUUACAGCCCACAAGAGGGGUCGAAAUAUUUCGAUGGAAGCUGGCUUGUGGGUGGUCUUCAGAGAUCGUCCGAUCUCGUCCACGUACUGGAAUAAUACUGAGGUUUUUAGAACAUUCAAAGGAAACCAGCUGCAGCUAGUUUAGACUCACUCUCGGAUGCCUUAGAACAGCCGGCAGUCGGGCGACGGGUAUCGUGCAGAUCCCGUACUCCCAAAUUCAACAUCGUUUUGAGAAGCGGAGCAAAUCAUAAAAUCUCGAGCCGUCGUCGCCAUCCGGCAGUGUCUUUAACUGCUGCUUCUUGGUUUUGGACAUUCUUGUGGGUGUUUGUGCGACUGCACAAGGUCAGAGCGAUGCAGAUUCUGAUACUACAUUUGUCCGUAGGCCUGAGCUCCUGGUUUGAGCUUGGAUACAACAAGGACAACGGAGACCCUGUAGUUCUUCAGCGUCCACAUCUCAGCUCAAAUGAUUCUUGUCAUAGCUAUCACUAAUCUACGUGCAAGUAGGCUUUGACGAGAAUCUACUCGGUGCUGGUUCGGUCCAAAAUCCGCAUUUCGAAUUCGAGAUCGACGAUCAAGUUCUGCGCUCUGAUGGAGCAGCUGCAGAUUUGAACACUUAGAUUCGGACUACGACAUGCCGAUCAUGGUCGUCUGAAGCUCAACUCGUCCGCUACCAGCUCGAGUCUACCUCGGACAACUGUCGAUCUUUCAGAUUCGUUGUUUCAAGUGCCAUAAAUGGGAACCCCGUAUAUUCUGUUGUUUCUUACUCUCCUCCAGUUCAGCGGCGGGCACGGGGAACUCCUUAGAAUUCCCAAAAAUGAAACGGCACAAACAGGGGACUCCAAUGUCAGGCUGUACAUCAUCUACAUGGGCCAGGCCAGAAGCAGAGUUCAAAAGACUCAAAUGCUUCUCCAGGGCAGAGUUCUCUCCAAAGUGAUUGGCAGUUCGAGGGCGGCUCAACGAUGCCUCGUCUAUAACUACGUGAAUGGCAUCAGUGGAUUCGCAGCCAUGCUAACACCUAAACAGGCAGAAAAAAUGCGAAGUCAACCUGGUGUAGUAUCUGUGUUCCUUUCGCAGUCUUACAAAGUCCAGACUACAGCAUCUUGGCUAUAUCUGGGGUUUAUGACAUUUGCUGGCAUCUGGCCAGCAGCAAACUUUGGAGAAAACAGCAUUGUUGGGAUGCUCGAUACAGGAAUCUGGCCUGAAUCGGAAAGCUUCAACGACGAUGGAAUGUCCCCUGUUCCGGAUACUUGGAAAGGAGAAUGUGUCACCACACCAGAUUUCGGACCAGAAAAUUGCAACAGGAAGUUAAUCGGAGCUAAAUUCUAUGUCAAAGGUUACGAGUCAGUAUAUGGCCCUGUAUCUGGAGAGGGAGUCUACAGAUCUCCGAGGGAUUCUGAAGGACAUGGCACACAUACAUCUUCAACCGCAGUCGGUAGACGGGUCGCCAAUACGAGCUUACUAGGAUUAGCACAGGGAACAGCCACAGGUGGAGCUCCAUCGGCAAGAUUAGCAGUGUACAAAGUCUGCUGGGCGAAUGAUUGCAACAGCGCAGAUAUUUUAGCUGCCUUUGACGAUGCAAUCAAAGAUGGAGUGAACGUCUUAUCACUGUCUUUGGGUGGAUAUCCCGUUGACUACAAGGAGGAUACUAUCGCAAUUGGGGGAUUCCACGCUGCUGCUCAAGGAAUUCUGGUUUCAACUUCUGGAGGUAACAGUGGACCUUACAGAGGUACCGUGAGUAACCUCGCGCCAUGGUUGCUAACCGUGGCCGCAAGCACCAUAAAUCGCCAAUUUCUGGCAAAAGUUAUCCUCGGUGAUGGAAAAACAUUUAAGGGAGCAACGAUCAACACUUACACGAUGAAUUCCAAGAAACUGUAUCCCAUCGUGUAUGGUGGCAAUAUACCCGCAAAAGACUAUACAUCUGAAGAAUCCAGCUAUUGCGAAUCUGAAAGCCUGGACAAGGCCUCGGUGAAAGGAAAGAUCGUGGUGUGCCAAGUUGGAGGUGGUGCAAGUGACCUGUACAUCUACGAGGCUGGAGGUGUGGGCCUUAUCGUCAUCGACGAGUUUUACAAACAGAUUGCCUUUACGUAUUCGAUUCCAGCCUCCUCUGUCGAUCAAGCAUCAGGAGACAUGAUCUUGAACUACAUUAAUAAGACUAAAUCACCGACUGCUCGAAUAGAGAAAACAGCUACUGUAUUCAACGAAGCUCCUGUUCCUGUGACGGCCAUUUUCUCUUCCCGUGGUCCCAACACAAUCACUCCCGACAUUCUAAAGCCGGACAUCACAGGUCCCGGGGUGGACAUUCUGGCCGCAUGGUCCCCAGUAGCCAGCUUGACUGGGAACUACAACGACGACCGGACAGUGGGAUACAACAUCAUCUCCGGAACUUCCAUGUCUUGUCCCCAUAUCACGGGUUCCGCAGCACUGCUGAAAACGUUGCACCCUGACUGGAGUCCGGCUGCGAUCAAAUCCGCUCUCAUGACCACAGCGACGCCCUUGGACCCGUCCAUCAACGAUGAAGAUCUAGGCUUAUCGGUGGGAUCGGGUCAGAUCAACCCCAAGGCCUUCGCAGACCCGGGCCUGGUGUACGAUGCCACGACGGCAGACUACGCGAGCUUCCUCUGUUCGAUCGGCUACACGACGAAGCAGCUUCGGCUGGUGACAGGAGACGACAGCGUGUGCCCCGAGGAGCCUCCGUCCGUGCUGGACCUGAACUACCCUUCGAUCUUCGUCAGCACCAACAGGACCGGAACGCAGACGCUGACUAGGACGGUGACGAAUGUAGGACCGGUGCUGUCCACUUACACCGUGUCGGUAGUGCAGCCCGUGGGUGUCACCAUUACUGUGACGCCGUCCGUUUUGUCUUUCGACUCCGCCACCAAAACCGGAACCUUUGAGGUGAGCUUAACGAUCGACAUGGACGAUGACAGCGCUUACGUGUUUGGCUCCAUAACGUGGUCGGACGGAGGUCAUUCCGUCCGGAUGCCAGUCGGAGUUGGCCCACCUCUAUUCUAGCCCGAGGUGGCACAUGUUCCAUGACUUUGAACCAAUUAAAUGCGAAUAAUAGCCACUUUCGGCUUACGGUACUUGAACACGACCCCCAUUUUGUAGAUUAUUUUUUCUUGUGACGUUGCCUUGAACCCAUGUUUUCGAACAGGCAACGUCAUAAAAUAAGAACCCAACAUGCUCAAAUCGAGCAUGUUGUAGAUGAUAAACAAUUUCAACAACAGUGGUGGAGGUUUUAAUCUGAUUACGAGCAGUAACUUCGCGGGCACAGUGCUGCAAUUUAUUCGUUAAGAUCUAGGUUUCUGCCUACUGCAAUGAUGUUUCAGCAACUGCAACGGUUAAAAGGAAUUUUAUGUAAGGUGAUAUAGUGUGUUGAGUGACCGCAAGUGAAAAUUCACUUCCUGUACCAAGUCUGUCUGACAUGACAAGAUAGGGCUUAAUUAGCCACAGUUCAUCUGUUCUUUGAAAGAAU